AUGGCAACGCAGAUCAAAGAUCAAGAUGUCCCAGAACAUUUGCAUGACUUCUCUGAUAUGAAGCACUCAUGGGCGUCCGGGUUUUGGGCAGGCGAUGGCGGAACCAAACCCCUCGCAAGUAUCGUCUUCAUCAUGCCAACGAUUUUUACAGGCCAAGGGACUGAAGCAUUGAUUGAGGUUGCGACCGAUGGGGCCGAAUUCCACGAAAGAGUCAUCGACCACCUCGUUAGGCGCAUGGAUGAAUGUCAACAUAACCUGAGCCAGCAUGACAUUGAUCUACUCUUCCGCCACAUUCAGAAACAUCGUAACCGCAUUGGCGCAACCAGCACAAAGCCACAUAUCGAGAGCAUACCUGACCUCCUCAAGUUCUUCCUGGACCAAGCCACAACCGCCGACGCCCUUGCUCAUAAAGCAGACUCCGUGUCCAAACAGUUUUCUCAGAUCAAGAAGAUCUCCAAGCGGAUUCUUGCUGAUCAACAAGAGCAGGGUCGUGAGUUGGUUGCGUCCACUGAAGGCAGGAAGAAGUUGAAAAUUGCGACAAAUGUUCUGGAUACAGUAUGGGAUAAAGUGCAAGUUGAUUGGAGGACAUUGAAAGCAGAGGUCGAUGACUUUGAAGCAGAUCAGUCCAUACUCCAAGUCAUUCACUUAGCAGAACCCGAAUCUGAUGAACCUACUCUGGCGACCAAGGCAACUCCGGGUGAGAAGUGGUCCAAAGGCUCGAUCCAAUCACAGGGAUCCCCUGUCGCCCCGUAUGCUGAAGUCGACUGGAAAGAAAAGGGACAGGAGCAUAAAGACGGUUCAGAAGAAGGAGGGUCUACAGAGGCGCAAUGUCAAAUGGACAAGCUACUAGAACUCAUGCAUGUCGCCUUGGGCGCCGCUUCCAAGUAUGAGUAG
Messenger RNA from Exophiala mesophila, 894 nucleotides. RefSeq lists its product as uncharacterized. The transcript is spliced from 2 exons. NCBI's taxonomy places the organism in Eukaryota, Fungi, Ascomycota, Eurotiomycetes, Chaetothyriales, Herpotrichiellaceae. The record is from RefSeq and is a predicted model, not a curated record. Bases 1 to 894 code for a protein of 297 amino acids.